GAAUUUUCUCCAACGACCUGCUAACUGAGAUAUUGCCAAGGAAAGAUUCACACUCGCGACCAAAAGCCGGCAUUUCCAAUUCAAGCCGCGUCGCGAGCGGUUACCUUAUCGUGAUACGUGUGUGAAAUAAAUUAGUUUAAAAAUGCAUCCUUACGUCCGUCGAACAAUCAGGGCGACUUUAGCCUCGCUCGAGUGGUUGCGCAUAACCACCCUUCGUGUAACCACCAGAAUUAUCGAACUGAUUGUUUUGAGUUGGUUGAGUGUUUAUUAUAUUGCCGAAGCUCUGAUCUUGACCUUCACGCCGGCGUUUCUUCGUCGGCAGAAAACCCUUCGAGGGAAAAUCGUUUUGGUGACGGGAGGUGCCGGUGGAGUAGGUCAAGAGUUAGCCCUGAGACUUGCCAGACAAAAGGCUCGAGUUGUCAUUUGGGACAAUAAUGAAAAAGCUUUAGAAAAGGUGCGUGAAAAAAUAGAAUCGGAAGGUUACAAAGUUCACACUUAUCCUGUGGACGUCACCGAUCGCGAAAACGUUUACAAAUACGCCGACAUUGUAAAAUCCGACAUAGGCCAUAUCGACGUCCUCAUAAACAACGCCGGAAUCGUUUGUGGCCAAACAUUCCUCGAAAUCCCGGAUUAUAUGAUCGAAAAAACGUUCAAAGUGAACAUUUUAUCGCACUAUUGGACCACUAAAGCCUUUCUCCCCAACAUGAUCAAGACGGGAAAAGGCCACAUUGUCACAAUCGGAAGUCUCACCGGACUUUUGGGCACUUACAAGUGCACCGAUUACAGUGCCUCCAAACAUGCAACGAUUGGUUUCCACGAAAGUCUCCUAAUCGAGCUCAAAACGCACGGUCAUCAUCAGAUUAAAAUGACGUUGGUUUGCCCGUAUUUUAUCAACACAGGGAUGUUUGCCGGCUGCAAGCCCAGAAACAUGAACAUGUUGGAACCGAAGGAUGUUGCAAAAAGGAUAAUUACAGCCAUUAGGAGGGAGGAAGUCUAUGUCACAAUGCCGGCUUUCUCGCGGUUUGUCCUCCCCGUCAAAAACUUCAUUCCGGCAAAACUAAACUGGGCCCUCGUUUACAAAGUAAUUCAAGGGCCGCAAUCUAUGAUGGGAAUGAGAAACUUCCAAGAAGUAGAAGCUGCCUAAGCCCACAUUUCAAAUAAAUUAGAGGUGUUUGUGGUUGUAAUAAUUUAUUUAGAAAAGGAAAAUCAUAACAAAUCGUAAAAA
Messenger RNA from Tribolium castaneum (red flour beetle), 1225 nucleotides. RefSeq lists its product as uncharacterized. The transcript is spliced from 6 exons. Gene Ontology annotation, cellular component: lipid droplet. The coding region runs from base 143 to 1144 and encodes 333 amino acids. Gene Ontology annotation, molecular function: oxidoreductase activity, acting on the CH-OH group of donors, NAD or NADP as acceptor. The record is from RefSeq and is a predicted model, not a curated record. NCBI's taxonomy places the organism in Eukaryota, Metazoa, Arthropoda, Insecta, Coleoptera, Tenebrionidae.